CUUUUACUAAAAUGUCCUCAAUCACCCUUCCCACAAAGCGUCGUAGCAGGUGAACCACCUUCCAUUUACACGAAAAUCACCCUUCCGUCGUAGGAUUGUAAAAAGUAGCAAGCGCCGAUCUGCUUCGACGCGCCGCUCUAUUUCGCCGCCGUCACUCAUUGAGGUUGCCGAUACCAUUCUGCCCAAGUCUCUUUGUCGUUGUUCUCGCCAAUAGCCAUGAAGGUGCGAUCAUCAGUGAAGAAAAUGUGUGAGUUCUGCCGUACAGUCAAACGACGUGGGCGAGUAUAUAUCAUAUGCUCAGCUAGUCCUAAACACAAGCAACGACAGGGCUUAUGGUCAUUUGCAUAUGAUGGAUCAGUGCCUAGCACGUCUUUAGUGUCAAGUACGAAUCAGGAGAUGUCAUCCAGCAACAGCAUCACCAGUGGUCUGCCUUCCCUUAUAUCCAAAAAUAUUGAAGUAUCAGUUACACCAUGGUGGAGAAGAGGUCUAGCUUCUAUUCUGCUCAAUCAGGAGGGCGUUAAGCAGUAGGAAAGACAGCACAAGAAAUGUUUUCUGGUUUCUGAAUGUAUGUGUUUCCAUUCUAUCAACUUGCGGUUCAUGCUGUUUUCCUUGUGAACUUGGAUUGUCCAGCUAUUUUAGUUGGUGAUUUAUUUCUGUCGGACGUAACUAUGUUUUUAUCUUCCCCUUCUUUGAGUGAUUGAUUUACAGUUAGGGAAACAUGGAAGAGUGAGUAUAAAUUAGCAUGUUUGGACGUGCUUCUGGACAUGCUUAAAACUCUUUU
Messenger RNA from Cuscuta europaea, 781 nucleotides. The record is from the annotation of a GenBank genome assembly. NCBI's taxonomy places the organism in Eukaryota, Viridiplantae, Streptophyta, Magnoliopsida, Solanales, Convolvulaceae.